Bombus impatiens (common eastern bumble bee) is the source of this 1825-nucleotide messenger RNA. Its product is annotated as protein croquemort. Gene Ontology annotation, cellular component: membrane; cytoplasm. The transcript has 9 exons. Bases 254 to 1738 code for a protein of 494 amino acids. The record is from RefSeq and is a predicted model, not a curated record. Gene Ontology annotation, molecular function: scavenger receptor activity. NCBI's taxonomy places the organism in Eukaryota, Metazoa, Arthropoda, Insecta, Hymenoptera, Apidae.
AAAUGCUACCUUCAUCUUGUUUUGGUUGUGUUACAUACUAACCAUAACAUUUAUUUGUGAAUGUGCAUACUGAUUUAUAUUACCAAAAGUGUUUAAAAUAUGGAUUGUAUAUUCAAACUUGAGCGUACAAAAAACGCCGCAACUACAAACGUUAAUAAAUAUUCAAUAUUUAAUCGUAAUUGUAUUCUUAAUACAACAGAAUGUGCCCAACCAAGAUUAAUAGACAAUUAAAAAGCCAAAGAAACCAGAUAAAAUGAUGACGAUUCGUAAAAAACUUCUUAUAAUUUUUUCAAUAGGUUUAGUAUUAACAAUUAUUGGAUUAACUACUGGAAUUCUUUGGUUUAUGAUUUAUUCAUCGAUUUUAAACACGCAAUUAUCUUUAACACCAACGUCUACAAGCUACAAGCUGUGGGAAAUAACGCCAAUUCCUAUGUAUCUGAAAAUAUACAUGUUCAAUUUAACUAACUAUGAAGAUUUCAUUUCAAAUAAUGAAUCUAAAACAAAACCAAAUUUUGUGGAAAUGGGUCCUUACGUAUUUAGGGAAGUUGACUAUAAGGUAGAACAAAAAUGGCAUGACAAUGAUACCAUAACAUAUCAAAGGAAAAGGGUAUGGCAUUUUGAUAAAUCUCUAUCAAAAGGAGAUUUAAAUGAUAAAGUAACUAAUAUAAAUCCUGUAACUGCUAGUGUCGGAUAUGCAUUAAGACAUAAAAAACCUAUUCUCCGUGAUAUAGUAGAUAGAAUAAUGAAAUCACUAGGACAACAGUUAAUAAUUACCAAGUCUGUUAAUGAAUUACUUUUUGAAGGCUAUGAAGAUACUAUGUUAAAAAUAGCACAAAAAACUAAUUUCACAGAAAUUCCAUUUACCAAAUUUGCUUGGUUUUAUGGGCGAAAUGGUUCUGCAUCCUAUGAUGGAACAUUCAAUAUGUUAACUGGUAGAUCUAAUUUACUCGAUGUAGGAAUAGUCAAAGAAUGGAAUUUUAAUAACAGAGUAAGUUAUUAUCCUGGAGAAUGUGGAGAAAUAAGAGGAACAAAUGGUGAUUUGUGGCCACCAUUACCUGAUAAUAAAACUGUAUCUUUCUUUGUACCUGAUAUUUGCACGAGUAUGUCAGUAACAUAUGAUAAUACAACUAUUCACGAAGGAUUAAUAGGAGCUAAAUAUAUUAGUGACGAUACAACAUUUGACAAUGGUUCAAUAGUACCAUCGCGUUCGUGUUAUUGCGAAGGAGAAUGCGUUCCCUCUGGAGCAUUAAAUAUUUCAUUAUGCAAAUGGGGUGCUCCAGCAUUCAUCAGUUUACCACACUUUUAUUUGGCCGAUCCAAGUUACAGGGAAAAUAUCAAUGGAAUGAAACCUAGUAAAGAAAAACACGAACUUUCAAUAUCCAUAGAACCGAAAACGGGCGUUCCACUGAACGUGCAUGCACAACUACAAUUAAAUUUGUUGAUGCAACCUGACCAUGAGAUGUCCAUGUUUAAGAAUAUUAAAAAAACAUUUAUACCAAUGUUAUGGUUUACUCAAGAAGCUUAUCUGACAAGUAAUUAUGCUCAUAUAAUUAAAUUUAUCAUUAUUUUGGAAUCUCUGGGCAGCAUAACUUGUUAUGGUAUUGCCUGUAUUGGCAUUUUAAUUAUUUCUACCGGCAUUUUUUUGUACAUUAAGCAUGGUUUGGGUGAAGAAGAAAAUCAAGUUUUAUUGUCAAACAAAUCUAAUGAAAAUGAUGAUAUUGGUACUGUUAAUGAAUGAUUGAUUAUAUUUGCAAGCAUAUGAUGAGAUUAUAUGGAAAGAUAUAAUCAAUGUCAACGAAAUAAGAAACAAAAACCAUCUUCGAAA